GAGACUACAAGCCAAUCAAAAUUCGUUUUGAGUGGUCACAUGACUUGUGCACCCAUGGAUCGAUAAGCGUUGCUCCGAUACUUCCGCUUUGGGAGGUUGUUACACAGUUUACUUGACGCCCAAACCAACGAGCAGUCUGCAACAAGUAGCCAAGAGGGAACUGAGGAAGCAAAAUCAGAAGAGGGGGCGAGAGUCUGUACCAGGACUCGAAGGACACCAAAAAUUUCUUUAGGUUCAGGUUGACCUGCGUCCAUCAACAAGAUGGGAGAACUCUUCAGGAGUGAAGAGAUGACGCUGGCUCAACUCUUCCUCCAGUCAGAAGCUGCCUACUGCUGUGUCAGCGAGCUGGGAGAGAUUGGGAUGGUGCAGUUUCGGGACUUGAAUCCUGAUGUAAAUGUGUUCCAGCGAAAGUUUGUGAAUGAGGUGCGACGAUGUGAGGAAAUGGAUCGUAAACUGAGAUUUGUGGAAAAAGAAAUUAAGAAGGCCAACAUUCCUGUCGUUGACACCGGAGAAAACCCUGAAGUACCUUUUCCGAGGGACAUGAUUGACCUAGAGGCCACAUUUGAGAAGCUUGAGAAUGAACUGAAGGAAAUUAACACAAACCAAGAAGCCCUAAAGAAGAACUUCCUGGAACUGACUGAGCUCAAGCACAUUUUGCGUCGCACGCAGCAGUUUUUCGAUGAGAUGGAGGAUCCCAGUUUACUGGAGGAGUCCUCCACUCUUCUGGACCCCAAUGAGCCUGCCAGAGUGGCUCCACUCAGAUUAGGAUUUGUAGCUGGAGUCAUCGGAAGGGAGCGGAUUCCCACAUUUGAGAGGAUGUUAUGGAGAGUUUGCAGAGGAAAUGUGUUCCUGCGGCAGGCUGAUAUUGAAGAUCCUCUGGAAGACCCAACCACAGGCGACCAAGUCCACAAGUCCGUCUUCAUCAUAUUUUUCCAGGGAGACCAGCUGAAGAAUAGAGUUAAGAAAAUCUGUGAGGGAUUCAGAGCAACAUUGUACCCCUGUCCUGAAACCCCCCAGGAGAGGAAAGAGAUGCUGGCAGGGGUGAAUGCUCGGAUUGAUGACCUGCAGAUGGUGUUGAACCAGACUGAGGAUCACAGGCAGAGGGUCCUGCAGGCGGCAGCUAAGACGGUCAGGGUGUGGUUCAUCAAAGUGAGGAAGAUGAAGGCCAUCUACCACACCCUCAACCUCUGCAACAUAGAUGUCACUCAGAAGUGUCUGAUAGCGGAAGUGUGGUGUCCCGUCUCUGACAUGGACUCCAUCCAGUUUGCCCUGCGAAGGGGGACGGAAAAAAGCGGCUCCACUGUGCCUUCCAUCCUGAACCGAAUGCAAACCAAACAGACCCCGCCCACAUAUAACAAGACCAACAAGUUCACCUCAGGCUUCCAAAACAUCGUAGAUGCUUAUGGAAUUGGGAGUUACCGUGAGAUUAACCCAGCACCAUACACUGUCAUCACCUUCCCCUUCCUAUUUGCUGUCAUGUUCGGGGACCUGGGCCAUGGCACACUCAUGACCUGUGCUGCUUUGUACUUUGUGUUGAGAGAGAGCAGGUUGAUGGCCCAGAAGAAUGAUAAUGAGAUAUUCACCAUGGUGUUUGCCGGGCGUUACAUCAUCCUGCUGAUGGGCAUCUUCUCCAUGUACACUGGCAUUAUUUACAAUGACUGCUUCUCCAAGUCCCUAAAUGUCUUUGGCUCUGGGUGGAGCGUCAGACCUAUGUUUGGAGAAAGAGGAGGAAACUGGUCGUUCGACACACUCACAGGUAACUCGGCUUUGCAGUUGGACCCGGCCAUAACGGGGGUGUUCAAUGGGCCGUACCCCAUUGGCAUAGAUCCGAUAUGGAGCAUCUCUGUUAACAAGCUGACAUUCUUGAACUCCUUCAAGAUGAAAAUGUCUGUGAUCCUGGGAGUCAUCCACAUGCUCUUUGGAGUAACUCUUAGUCUCUUCAACCACCUGUACUUCAAAAAGCCUUUGAAUAUCUACUUGGGUUUCAUUCCAGAGAUUGUCUUCAUGGCCAGUCUAUUCGGCUACCUGGUCAUUCUGAUCUUUUAUAAGUGGAUCUCUUAUGACGCACGCACCUCCAGGGAUGCUCCCAGUCUCCUCAUAGCCUUCAUCAACAUGUUCCUGUUCAACUACAGUGACCCCACUAACAAGCCUCUCUACAGAGGACAGAUGGGCCUACAAUCCCUUUUGGUGAUAAUUGCCUUGGCAUGUGUUCCUUGUAUGUUAAUAGUUAAAACUCUGGUUCUGAGAAGACAGCAUUUGUGGCGGAAACAUUUGGGCACACAGAACUUUGGAGGAAUCAGGGUGGGCAAUGGUCCCAGUGAGGACGAGGCUGAGAUCAUCCAGCAUGACCAGCUCUCACAGCAGACUGAGGAUGAACCUGAGCGUUGCCUUUUGUCACCUGCUUUCAAGGCCCAUGAGGAGGAAGAGUUUAACUUUGCGGAUACGGCCGUGCAUCAGGCAAUCCACACCAUCGAGUACUGCCUGGGCUGCAUCUCCAACACCGCCUCCUACCUGAGGCUUUGGGCCCUGAGUCUCGCUCAUGCCCAGCUGUCAGAGGUGCUGUGGUCCAUGGUGAUGCGCCUUGGCCUGUCUUCCAGAAGCUUUGGAGGCUUCAUCCUUCUUGCAAUUAUCUUUUCCUUUUUCGCUGUGCUAACAGUUGCCAUUCUCCUCAUAAUGGAAGGCCUGUCGGCCUUCCUGCAUGCACUGCGACUGCACUGGGUGGAGUUCCAAAACAAGUUUUACGUAGGGCAGGGCUUCAAGUUCCUCCCUUUUACCUUCGAAAGCAUCCUGGAUGGGAGAUUUGAGGAUUGAAAUAACUCUUUCUCUGACAGUCUGUGUUGUAUUGUGAUUGUUCUUCUUUCUGUUUGUGUUAUUAAGUUUCCACAUCUUAUAAUAAUUAUUCUGUUAAUGACUCUCCUGUCAUCAGGAGCAUACAUUUAAAAAGAAAUGUGAAUUCAGUCAUUCCUCAGUAUAGCCUUUGUGGUCUCUGAUGUCUUUGGUCUUGUCUUAGGUGAGUCUUUUUUAUUUUAUUUAGUUGUACUUAGUUUAUCAUUAUUUAUGCAUUGUUCUCUAUAUGAAACCUGCUAUUUUUCUCACAAACUGUGGCAAAACUGAUUUAAUGUAAAAAUCCGAGCUGUUCAAAUGUCUUUACUGAAUACGUGUUUUUCCUGUGUUCAUGUUUGUCUUCUCAACCUCGUUCUUCAGCAGUAGUCCAGAUGUGCACAGAGCAGCUCAUCCGUUUAAUUUCCAAAACAAAAACCCACACUUUGCAUGUUGCACAGUUAUAGAGCUCCAAAGGGAAUUCAGCUUAAAUUUAAUCAGGAUGCUGGUCAUUUCUUUGAAAAUGAAGAUAACCUGACUAUUAUUAUUCUGUUAUGCUCCAGCAUAGCCGCUAAUCCCUUUUCUUGGUUUUCUUUUCAUCUACAUGAAGGAAUAAGAAAGGGAGUCUUAAAAUGAAUCGCAUGUGAAUGAUUUGUAACAAUCCAGCACACUUGACAGCGUCCCACUUGUUCUGAUUCUGGUUCCUAACUCUUUUCUUUUUUUUUUUGUCUGAUAUUGUUUUGUCACUUAGAAGGGAGAAAGAACAGCUUACAACAGACAUGUUUGACUUAUUUGCACAAAAUGGUCAACCACCAAUAUUAAUAUUUUGUGCACCUCUUUGUCAAUAAAGCGGAAAGAGCUGGUUUAAGUUGACUUUUUGUGUUUUUUUUCCCUCUAUUUCC
Menidia menidia (Atlantic silverside) is the source of this 3722-nucleotide messenger RNA. NCBI's taxonomy places the organism in Eukaryota, Metazoa, Chordata, Actinopteri, Atheriniformes, Atherinopsidae. The record is from the annotation of a GenBank genome assembly.